Didymodactylos carnosus is the source of this 321-nucleotide messenger RNA. The record is from the annotation of a GenBank genome assembly. Lineage: Eukaryota; Metazoa; Rotifera; Eurotatoria; Philodinida; Philodinidae.
AUGCCAUUCGUUAAACCCGAUCCUUAUGCAGCACAAAUCAGUACAAAUAUUUUUAAAUUAACCAAUGUUUCUCCUAUUCCAUUUGAUAUCAAAACAAUUUUUAACUCAUUUCAUCAACCAGCACUGGUUCGAUUUUUCGAACACCACAAAACAUUAGGUCUUGAUAUUGCUCCCUUUGUAUUUGGCAUGCUGGUACAUGUGGCCGUUAUGCUUGAUGGCGCCGAACUGUUUAAUCCUGAUGGAACCGGUUUUCUUACAUCGAUGAACUUGUUCAUUGUUAGCUCUCCGAUGCUGAAAGCGACUAGUAAUCACGAGAAAUGA